UGCGCGUCGGAUGAGCCCAACUUCCUCCAUAUAAAACGACCGCGCGGCGCGAGCGCGUCAGUUGGUGACGGAACUACGGGACGCGCGCACAAUACUACAAUGAAAUACCUAAGCACAUUAUUCCUUGCGGCGGCGCUGGCUGCAGUAGCGCACGCGCAGUUCCCCAACGGACGCAUCUUGGAGCCACCUGUGCCCUCGCAGUGUGUGCAGAGGGUCAUCCACGAGAGAUACGCCGACAACAAAGGCUACUUCUUCUCGUGGCGGGACCCUGCCCUGCGCGGCGUGGAGGAGGACUGGCUGAGCGCCAGGAACUACUGCCGGCAGCGCUGCAUGGACCUGGUGUCUCUGGAGACCAGCGACGAGAACGAGUGGGUCAAGGCGCGGAUCGUGCAGGAUAAGGUGAAAUACAUUUGGACUUCGGGCCGUCUAUGCGACUUCAAGGGCUGCAACCGUCCGGACUUGCUGCCCAAUGACGUCAAUGGCUGGUUCUGGACCGCUGAGCUGCAGAAGCUGGCGCCCACCACCAACCGCCAGCAGAACGACUGGUCCGAGGGCGGCGGCAUCGGCAAGCCGCAACCCGAUAACAGGGAGCUGAUCCAGGGCGGAGCAUCCGAGCAUUGCCUGGCCAUCCUGAACAACUUCUACAACGACGGCGUGCACUGGCACGACGUGGCCUGCCACCAUAGGAAGCCGUUCGUUUGCGAGGAGAACGACGCGCUCCUCAAAUACGUGCGCUACACCAACCCCAAUCUCCGAGUCUGAGCUACCAAACGAAGCAGUUUCCAAAGUCUCGAAUUUAGCAAGAUCUCCAUCGCUUCAUUCACAAUACAAGCUAUAAGCAUAAGCGACAUAAUACCAGAAUACUUAUUAUCGAUACUAAAUGAGGGCUAGUAGAUCCAAAACCUUCGGCUGUCUUCAUUGAUGAAAUCUAGCAAGAAGAUUUUUUCCACACUAAGCGCUCUAGCUGGUUACUAUAAAGAUUUAUGAGUCGUGACUCGUGAGAAGCCACAUAAAGCGGUAGUCAUAAAACUAACGAUUGUAUUGUGAAUAAAGUUUGAUAAAUGGCAAGCAAUGCUAUCAACACUGCCCAAAAGUCAAUUAUUUAUGUAACCAUCUUCUAAAUUAUCGCGGUGCUAGCUUUAAGAAUACCUCAACAUAACAUAUUUAUUCAGUAUUGUUUUCUAUGGUAGUCGUAACCGUUACAGUGGUUGUUUUAAGUUUUUAAGAUCUGUCAAUAAAGACUGGUUUAAUAAAA
This is a messenger RNA of Ostrinia nubilalis (European corn borer), 1255 nucleotides long. RefSeq lists its product as uncharacterized. The transcript has 5 exons. The record is from RefSeq and is a predicted model, not a curated record. NCBI's taxonomy places the organism in Eukaryota, Metazoa, Arthropoda, Insecta, Lepidoptera, Crambidae. The coding region runs from base 100 to 762 and encodes 220 amino acids.